AUGGCAGACUUUUGGAAACCUACAGCUGAUUUAUAUAGUGCUCUAUUUGAAAAGCCAAAAAUGUCAUAGAAGUUACUUGAAAAACCGCCUUUUAAAUACAUAUUUGAUAUUAUAAUGGAGACAACCAAAUAAACAGGUUUCAAAUUUAAAUUUCCUUUAGGUUAUGCAAAAGGACUUUAUACAACUGAUGAAUUAGAUGGGAAUUCGUAUGAUAAUAAAGACAAAAAGCUUAUGUUCCUAUAAAAGAUAAUAGAUUUGACAUCCAUGAUGUUAAAAGAGGAAAUCGCUGCUAAACCUGGUAAAAUAGCUGCAGGUUUAGAACCAGAGAAUACAAAUCUUUUACUGUAAGCUAUUUAUAGAGCAGCUGUAAGUGGUAAAAAUAGUGAUCCUUUUGUUAAGAAAAUUUUAGGAGGAGCAGGAGCCAAAGAGCCUGAACCUUAAAAAAAAGAACAGCCUAAACCAGAACCAAAAGCUUAAUAGCCUCCUCCAAAGGAGUAAAGUGCACCAUAAGUAAAGGAUGAAAAAAGGCCUGAUGAGAAGAAGCCAGCUCAACCUAAGGAAGAUCCUAAGCCAAAAUAAUAAGCUCAAUAACCUCCUCCUCAAUAGCCUAAGGAGAAUUAAAAAUAACAAUAAGUUCCUCCUCCAUAAUAAUAAUAAUAAUAAACACAAGAGGGAAAUGUAAGACCUUCAACUGCCAAAAAAAGACCACCUUAAUUGCCUUCAAAUCAAGUUUAGGUUGAACAAAAUUAAAAGAAAGGAGGAACAGCAAAUGUAAUUAUUGAAGGGAAAGGAAAUAAUGAUGAAGAUGAUGGUAUUGUAGUUCAAAGCAACGUGAGGCCAACUUCUGAUAUUAAUGCUCAAGAAUAUGGUAAAUUCGUUAGAGACAAUAUGAAAAAUUAAGAGAAAGCCAAAGAGGAAGAAAAAGAGAAGGAUUAACCACAGGAAGGAAUUAAAAUGAAGAGGAUAGGAAAUGUCAAUUAGAGAAAAGAUAAAAUCAAGGAAGAGAUUGCAUAAAAUUUGGGAACAUCACAAGUCUCUGAUACAAUUGUGAUGCAAAAACUAAUCCAAUCUAUGAGUUAAAAUGUAAAUCCUUUGGCUAAAUAAAUUGAAUUUAUUUAAGAUGAUAUUGAGAACAUGAAUAGGGAAUUGUAAUAAUGGAGAAAGAUCUAUAAUGUUUCUAAACAAAAGAUGGUUGAUAUGAAUAGAGCAACUGAAGAGGCAUAAUAACCUUUAUAUGAUAAGAUAGCUGAAGUUGAGGAAGUUAUAAAAGAGAAAAAAUCUAAGAUAUAAAACAUCAAAGCUUAAAUUAUAAAAAAUAAAUUACAAAUCGACUAAUUGCUUAAAGCAGUUUUAGUUUAAAAAUGAGAAAAAUUUAUACAAAUUAUAAAUUAAUUUUAAAAUAAAUCUGUUACA
Messenger RNA from Paramecium tetraurelia, 1413 nucleotides. RefSeq lists its product as uncharacterized. Gene Ontology annotation, cellular component: ciliary basal body; centrosome; axoneme. The transcript is spliced from 4 exons. Lineage: Eukaryota; Ciliophora; Oligohymenophorea; Peniculida; Parameciidae. The record is from RefSeq and is a predicted model, not a curated record. Gene Ontology annotation, molecular function: microtubule binding. Gene Ontology annotation, biological process: cilium assembly; regulation of microtubule cytoskeleton organization; intraciliary transport.